AUGUUACAACAGGCGCCUGCCACGGUAACCGGCAGGAGUGUGAAUACUAUUGUGGUGGUGGUGGUGGUGGAGGGGAGACUUCAGUUCAUAGCAGGCGCCUGCCACGGUAACCGGCAGGAGUGUGAAUACUAUUACCAGGUUUAUUUUACUUCAAUAUUACGUGUGCAAGACAAUAUAGCGGUGCAGCUUGUGUUCCUACGGCUUAUUACCGCAGUGUGGGCCGCGUUUGGAGUGUGGCAGAGGGAGGAAUUUGAGGCUGAGUUUGUCUCCUUUGAUGAAUUGCUGCGGCAGUCAGACUUCCUGCUGGUGACGUGUGCCCUCAACAAGAAGACACAGGGAAUAUUUGAUGAAGCAGCUUUUGCCAAAAUGAAGAACACUGCUGUUAUUUUCAACACUUCCCAAGGAGAUAAGAGGUGUGAUCAACAAGAGGCACUGGUCAAGGCACUGAAGACCAACCAGAUCCGGGCAGCAGGUCUGGACGUCAUGACCCCAGAGCUUCUGACACCUGACCACAAGCUCACCACCCUUCCCAACUGCACACUGAUACCACACAUUGGGAGUGCAGAGACAUCAACAAGGGAGGACAUGGCAACCCUCACUGCAGCUAAUAUUAUUGCUGGCCUUGAGAGGAAACCCUUGCCUGGCCGUCUCUGCUGACCAUGCACCACUCUAGGUCUU
Scylla paramamosain (green mud crab) is the source of this 678-nucleotide messenger RNA. RefSeq names its product glyoxylate reductase/hydroxypyruvate reductase-like. The coding region runs from base 1 to 657 and encodes 218 amino acids. The record is from RefSeq and is a predicted model, not a curated record. Lineage: Eukaryota; Metazoa; Arthropoda; Malacostraca; Decapoda; Portunidae. Gene Ontology annotation, cellular component: cytosol. The transcript has 5 exons. Gene Ontology annotation, molecular function: hydroxypyruvate reductase (NADH) activity; glyoxylate reductase (NADPH) activity; hydroxypyruvate reductase [NAD(P)H] activity.